Molecule: messenger RNA, 473 nt
Organism: Meloidogyne enterolobii
Lineage: Eukaryota; Metazoa; Nematoda; Chromadorea; Rhabditida; Meloidogynidae
Source: the annotation of a GenBank genome assembly
UUAAUAAUGAUAUGAUGAAUAUGAAGAAGAAGAGGAGGAAAAUGAAGAAGAGGAGGUAAAUGUUGAAAAUGAUGGUAGUGUUGACAAUUAUGAGAAUAUAAAUUGAACUGACAAUGAGGGAACUGACAAUGAGGAUGAUGAGAACAAUGAAGCUUGAUGAUGAUGAUAGUUGGUCAGAUAAAAAUAAUGUUGGUUCAUUGUCUUCUUCUUCUGAAAGUUAUGUUAAUUUAAAUAAUGAUAAGAAUGAUGAUUCGUUUAAAACAGCAAGAAUGUCAACACCAAAAAAGAAGGCAAAUACAAUACCAAAAAUGAGUAAAAAUAGUUUGACACGACUUGGUCUUGAAUUAUCUUCAGAUGAGGAAAAAAAGAAGAGGAGGAAAAGGGAGAAGGUGAGGAAGAAAAAGAUGAAGAUGGGGAAGAAAAAGAAGAUGGUGAUAAUAGUAAUGAAUCUUUUGAAACGGCUAAGGAUAUAA